Molecule: messenger RNA, 6401 nt
Organism: Sphaerodactylus townsendi
Lineage: Eukaryota; Metazoa; Chordata; Lepidosauria; Squamata; Sphaerodactylidae
Gene: MECOM
Product: MDS1 and EVI1 complex locus
Exons: 18
Coding region: 1442-4735 (1097 amino acids)
Biological process (GO): regulation of transcription by RNA polymerase II
Cellular component (GO): nucleus
Molecular function (GO): DNA-binding transcription activator activity, RNA polymerase II-specific; RNA polymerase II cis-regulatory region sequence-specific DNA binding
Source: RefSeq, a predicted model, not a curated record
UCUGCCGGGGCGACCUCCUAGUGACCCCUCUCGCCGGAGGAGGCGACUGUCACUUGAAACAUGUCCUGAAAGAGGAGGAGAGGCGAGCCCCUGUCUGGCUUCCGAUCGCUUUUGUGUGUGUGUGUGUGUGUAUGUGUGUAUGUGUGUGCGCGCGGAAAGAAAGAAAGAAAGAAAGAAAGAAAGAAGAGGUGGGGAAAGGAGGGGAGGGGAACAGAUAGCUCUUCUUCUGGACGCCCCCUACCCCCUCCGCCUGCCCCCCUCUCUCUCAGCCCCCCCCCCCUCCGUCUCCUCCUCUCCACGGCUGGCCGGAUAGAUGCCUCUCAUUAAAGAGACAGUCCCUGCAACAGAAACGCUUUUGCUUCCUCGUGGGUUGCCAGGAGAGAGAGAGAGAGGGAGGGAGGAAAGGGGAGGGGACGAGGAAGAAGGGGGCACGGGGGGCGGCGCCCCCUCUCACUCUCCCCCCCCCAGAGGGUCUGCGAUUGGGGAAAGAGCUCUCAGGACAGGGCUUUGAAGAAGCGGGGGGGGGCAAGACUCUCGCCUCUCCGGGCUGACACACCCCCACUGACACCCCCCCCCCGCCCCACUCCUCCCUUGCGAUCAAGCGGCGGAGAGAAGAGCAAAAGGAAGUUUCCUCUCUCUCUCUCUCUCUCUUCGCCCUCCCUCCCAUUCCCCUUGUACCCCCCCCCCCGCGAAGAACUUUUUUCCCGGACGCCGCCCGCGCUCAUCCACGCCGCCGAGAGUCGCCCCCCCUCCACGGAAAAAAAAAGGCAGCCGGAGGGCAAACCGCGAGGCGAGGGGAAGACACCCGGGCUCCAUCUCCCCGAUCGAUGGGGGGCAAUUAAAGCCGCCCCCCGCCCCGCCGCAGCAUCAGCACCAGCCAGCCCUCUUCCUUGCGGGGAGGGGGGAGGCAUCCUCCUAACAGACCCCCCCCCCCACCGCAGCCCACCCUCCGCCCCGCGAAGACCCCGCGAAGUUUUCAAGCGAGGAAAGUUCGUCCGUCCCCCCCUCCCCCGCAAGCCCCCAAUGCCGGAGAAGGAACCGGGGCGCUCCGAGAGGCGAGUCGGGCAGCCGCGCCUGCGGGAAGGGCUGGGCGCCGGCGGGGAACCGUCCUUUUCUCCUCAUAUAGAUAGAUAUACAUUUUUUUGCAAGCUUUGCUCAACGAUUCCAGCCCCCCCCCCCGGAAGAUUUUCGCUUUGCCUUGUUUGUUUUUUGGAGGGGGGGACGGCGGACCUGAUGCUUCGACCCAGGCAAGAUCUUGGAUGAGUAUUACAAUGUGAAAUUCUGCAUUGAUGCCAGUCAGCCAGAUGUAGGAAACUGGUUGAAGUAUAUCAGAUUUGCUGGAUGCUAUACUCAGCCCAACCUUGUUGCAUGUCAAAUAAGCAAUCAGAUAUAUUAUAGAGUAGUAAGAGAUAUUGAACCUGGGGAAGAACUCCUUCUGUUCAUGAAGACUGAAGACUAUUCCCAUGAAACAAUGGCUCCAGAUAUUCAUGAGGAGCGUCAAUAUCAGUGCGAAGACUGUGACCAGUUGUUUGAGUCCAAGGCAGAACUGGUGGACCAUCAGAAAUUCCCAUGCAGCACACCUCACUCAGCAUUUUCCAUGGUGGAAGAGGAAUUUCAGCCAAAGCUUGACAAGGAGAACGAUCUCCAUGAUAUGCAAGACAUCCAAGAGUGCAAGGAGUGUGAUCAAGUGUUCUCAGAUGUACAAAGCUUAGAAAAGCACAUGCUAUCGCACACCGAAGAAAGAGAGUACAAGUGUGACCAGUGUCCCAAAGCCUUUAACUGGAAGUCCAACUUGAUACGUCACCAGAUGUCACAUGACAGUGGGAAGCACUACGAAUGUGAAAACUGUGCCAAGCAGGUUUUCACGGACCCCAGCAACCUCCAGAGGCAUAUACGCUCGCAGCACGUUGGGGCUCGCGCACACGCUUGUCCAGAAUGUGGCAAAACAUUUGCCACUUCUUCAGGCCUCAAACAGCACAAACAUAUCCACAGCAGUGUCAAGCCAUUUAUAUUACGCUGCCCUAGCUUGGGAGAAAACUCACCAACACCAUCUCACCAACACAGAGGUGAGGUCUGCCAUAAAUCCUAUACUCAGUUUUCAAACCUGUGCCGUCAUAAGCGUAUGCAUGCUGAUUGCAGAACCCAAAUCAAGUGCAAAGACUGUGGACAAAUGUUCAGCACUACGUCUUCCUUAAAUAAACACAGGAGAUUUUGUGAGGGCAAGAACCAUUUUGCGGCAGGAGGAUUUUUUGGCCAAGGCAUAUCACUUCCUGGAACCCCAGCUAUGGAUAAAUCUUCCAUGGUUAAUAUGAAUCAUGCAAAUCCGGGCCUUGCUGACUAUUUUGGUACCAAUAGACAUCCUGCUGGUCUUACCUUUCCAACAGCUCCUGGAUUUUCUUUUAGCUUCCCUGGCCUGUUUCCUGCAGGCUUGUACCACAGGCCACCUUUGAUACCUGCUAGUUCUCCUGUUAAAGGACUUCCAAGCACAGACCAAACAAUCAAAAAUCAAAGUCCCCUCAUGACACAUCCUCAGUCACUGCCAGCUACACAGGAUAUUUUGAAGGCACUAAAUAAGCACCCAUCUAACCUAGGCGAAAAUAAGCCAGUGGAGCUUCAACCAGAGAGGUCCUCCGACGAGAGGCCACAUGAAAAGAUCAGUGACCAAUCAGAGAGUAGUGACCUUGAUGAUGUCAGUACCCCCAGUGGGAGUGACCUGGAGACCACCUCUGGCUCUGAUCUGGAAAGUGACAUUGAAAGUGAUAAAGAGAAAUGUAAAGAAAAUGGUAAAAUGUUCAAAGACAAAGUAAACUCUCUUCAGAAUUUGGCUUCCGUAAAUAAUAAGAAAGAAUACAGCAAUCAUUCCAUCUUCUCACCAUCUUUAGAGGAGCAAACUGCGGUGUCAGGGGCUGUGAAUGAUUCUAUAAAGGCCAUAGCCUCUAUUGCUGAAAAAUACUUUGGUUCUACAGGACUUGUGGGUCUACAAGACAAAAAAGUUGGAGCCUUACCUUACCCUUCCAUGUUUCCCCUCCCAUUUUUUCCAGCAUUCUCACAGUCAAUGUACCCAUUUCCUGAUAGAGACUUGAGACCGUUACCUUUGAAAAUGGAACCCCAAUCGCCAGGCGAAGCAAAGAAGAUCAUAAAGGGAAACUCCGAGUCUCCCUUUGACCUCACCACUAAACGCAAGGAGGAGAAACCACUUACUCCUGUAACCUCAAAACCUGCUACUCUACCAGCGACCAGCCAAGACCAGCCUCUGGACUUGAGUAUGGGCAGCCGAAGCCGAGCCAGUGGUACAAAACAGACUGAGCCUCGGAAAAACCACAUCUUUGGAGGAAAGAAGGGAGACGAUCUUGAAUCGAGGAACUCAUCGGACAUAUCUUUACAGCAUGCAAGGCCUACACCUUUCUUUAUGGAUCCCAUUUACAGGAACGUCGAUCUCCACUGCAAUCAAAGGUGUUUCACCCAAGAACUCAAAACACGUUGUACCAUAGCAACACAAUGUGGAACUCAAGGAGUAGAGAAACGAAAAUUAACCGAUCCACUUGAAGCUUUAAAGGAAAAGUACUUGAGGCCGUCCCCUGGAUUCUUGUUUCAUCCCCAUUUCCAAUUGCCUGAUCAAAGAACUUGGAUGUCAGCCAUCGAAAACAUGGCCGAAAAGUUAGAGAGUUUUAGCGCCCUGAAACCAGAAGCCAACGAGCUCAUACAGUCUGUCCCGUCUAUGUUCAACUUCCGAGCCCCACCCAGCACCUUGCCGGAGAACCUCCUAAGGAAGGGCAAAGAGCGCUAUACCUGCAGAUACUGCGGCAAGAUUUUCCCAAGAUCUGCAAAUCUAACCCGUCACCUGAGGACACACACUGGAGAACAGCCUUACAGAUGCAAAUACUGCGACAGGUCUUUCAGCAUAUCAUCCAACCUGCAGAGACAUGUCCGUAACAUCCACAAUAAGGAGAAGCCCUUCAAAUGUCACUUAUGUGACAGGUGCUUUGGCCAACAAACCAACUUAGACAGACAUCUCAAGAAGCAUGAGAAUGGCAACAUGUCUGGUACUGCUACGUCUUCACCACACUCUGAACUCGAAAGCACAGGGGCGAUCCUAGAUGACAAAGAGGACUCAUAUUUUACAGAAAUUCGGAAUUUCAUUGGGAAUAGUAGCCACAACACUUCAGAAGAAAGAAUGAAUGGAAGUCACUUUAAAGAAGAAAAGACUCUGGUGGCAAGCCAGAAUUCAGACUUGUUGGAGGAUGAAGAAGCAGAAGACGAAGUAAUGAUGGAUGAAGAAGAUGAAGAAAGCGAGAUAGCGGGGAAGCCAGCUAAAGAACCUGUGGCAAGCGGCCUAUUAUGUGAAGAGGCCACCGAGGGGGACUACGAGGAAGCAAAUUCUUUGGAAAUGAAUUGCAAGUCUUCACCUGGCAGGUAUAAAGAAGAAGAAUUUAAUAAAACUGGACUGUCUGCUUUGGACCAUAUAAGGCACUUCACAGAUAGCCUCAAAGUGAGGAAAAUGGAAGAAAACCAGUUUAGUGAAGCAGAACUAGCAUCUUUCAGCACCUCCCAUCUGCCAGAAGACCUAAAGCAACCAUUGUAUCGCAAAUCCAAAUCCCAGGCGUACGCUAUGAUGCUUUCGCUCACUGACAAGGACACCCUUCACUCCACAUCUCACAAUUCCUCCAACAUGUGGCACAGUAUGGCAAGAGCUGCUGCAGAAUCCAGCGCUAUCCAGUCCAUUAGUCAUGUAUGACACCAUCAUCAUAACUGGAUUGGGACCAAGUCCAAACUAGCAACGUGGCUCUUUUCCUAGAAGACUAUUUAAAAGACUGUGGAGCAGAAUGCCUUAGAAAUCUGACAGGUCACAUUGGAAGUCAGGUGACCUUAAACUGAAUGAUUAAAAGAAAGAAAAAAACUAUUUAUUCUCAAUAUUUUGUUUUGCACAGCGAAGGCAGCUGCUGACAUUUUGAGGAUCAAUGCGACUUUCAAAAUAUGUGGAUCAAAUAGACCUUGAUGGGGAAAUAACGUGUCUUCCACUCCACCUACUUGGGGAGGGACUAAAGGGUUAAGUCUUGUAUUCAUACACAAUCACACACACACACACACAAGCACUUCAUUAAAUUCAAAUUGAAUUGUUUUUCUUUUCUGUUAUUUUUGGGGGGCGGGAUUAGUAUGUAGAGUAAUUGAAAGCAGGAUUAGGAGCUGUUGCUCUUCCGUGCAAAUCCUCGUCAUAUACGCUUUAUGCACUUAAAAAUCAUCGAAGACAAAGCGGUUCUCUCAAAUGUGCAUCAGCCAUUAGCCUUGAAUCUCAAGACAAGGAAUCGCUUGCCCUCUCCCUUAACUUUUGCCUUCUGACCUGCGUUGUAAAAUAAAUAAAAAACUAGAAAACAACAUGAGACAAUAAUGUAAGAAGUCUGUGUAUAUUGUAAAAAGAAAAGAAAAAAAAACUGGGAAUAUUCAUCCGUUCAAGGAGAUGAGUCUUCCAGCUUAUGACUAGCAAAAAGACCAUGACCACAUACCACUAUAGUUCAAUGUUUCCCUGAUCAAUGUUAUGACAUUUUAAUUUUAGACAAUCAUGUCAUUGUUCUGUUCUGUUUUGUCAGUUUGUUUUGUUGGUGUUGUUCAUUGGUUGCUCUCGACUUUUCUUUCUGUUUUGGUGUUGCGUGUACCGUGUAUUUAUUUGUUGGCAAACAAUUGUUUGUGGAUUAAGAAACAAAAAAGCACUCUUGCUAAAUGUAGCACUGUUCUUCUGAAAUCCAUAGCACUGUUCCAUUCCCCCCACCCCACCAUUUUUCUGGGCACCCAUGGACUUUGAAAGGAAAAAAGGGGGGGGGGCGGCAAAUGUAUCUGCAUAUACAGGUGUGCAAACAGUGUUGGAAAAGAUUUCGUACAUUCCUCUUUUACUACUUUUUUUCCUUUUUAACGAAACUAAAUGAUGAAUAGAGAUGAUUUAGAGUCUUUUUUUGUAAUACAGCGAGAUGAUUCAAAUGUAUAAAGCAUUCUGAUUUUUUUUCUUCACAAAAGCAUGAUUCUUCUGAUUAAAAAGAAAAAAAAGAAAACUGUACCCAAUAUUUUAUGCCAGUUGUCUGCGAGCUUGUGUGAUGUUACGUUCAUGUUAAUCCUAUUUGUAAAAUGAAGUGUUCCAAACUUAUGUUUGAAAAAAGAAUCCCCCCCCAGAAAUAAAUAAUGGACUGUAUUCAGUUAUUGGGGGGAGGGGCAGGGAAGGGAGGGGCGGGUAUUUUGACUUUUUGGUGAGGGACCAGAUUUUAAUUUUCCUUUGUUUAUUAUCUCAUUUUGAAAUAACCAGCAAGUCGAGGUACUUUCUUUAAAUGCUUUGUACAAUGUAACUGUUAUUCAUUUCAGUACAUUACUAUGGGAGGAUCAAAUUUAAAAAAGAAUAAAGGAUUACAAAAAUGAAA